AUGAGUGAGCUGUUCGAGGAGAUCAAUGUGCCGGAGACCGGAUUUACGUACCUGCAGCCUCUCGGGCUGUUCAUAGACAACGAAUUUGUCGCGCCUAUGGGGGGCUCGCAGCUGCAGACGACGAACCCUGCCAACGGCGAGUUGAUUGCCACUUUUUACGCGGCGGGUGCGGCAGACGUGGACGCUGCGGUGGCAGCAGCGCGGCGCGCGUACGAGGAGCGGUGGCGGCACACUUCAGCGCAGGAGCGAGGUGCGCUGCUGGCGCGGCUGGCCGAGCUAGUCGACGAGGAGCGUGAAGUGCUGGCUGGGAUUGAGACGCUGGACAGCGGCAAGCCGUACCACACCAACGCGCUGGCGGAUCUGGACCAGGUUGCAUACGUGACGCGGUACUACGCGGGCGGCGCCGACAAGAUGCACCAGGGUGAUGCGUUUGCGCUAAGCCACACGAAGCAGGCGUACACGCUGGAAGUCCCGUACGGGGUUGUGGCGCAGAUUGUGCCUUGGAAUUACCCGCUGGCGAUGGCGAGCUGGAAGGCGCAGGGGUGCUUGGCCGCGGGCAACUGCGUGGUGAUCAAGCCCUCGGAGAACACCAGUCUGUCGCUGUUGUACUUCGCAAGCCUCGUGCGGCGCGCAGGGUUCCCGCCAGGCGUGUUCAACGUGCUGCCAGGGCUGGGGCCAGAGGUUGGGCAGCGGCUUGCGGAACACAAAGGCGUCGACAAGAUUGCCUUCACGGGGAGCACUGCCGUUGGGCAGAAGGUGAUGGCUGCUGCCGCGAUGUCGAACCUCAAGGACGUCACCCUGGAAUGUGGCGGUAAGUCGCCCGCCGUGAUCUUUGCGGACGCAGACCUGGACUCUGCAGUCAAUUACGUUGCCGCGGGUAUUUUCUAUAACUCCGGACAGAAUUGCACUGCGAAUUCUCGGAUAUACGUCCAGGAGGCUGUAUACGACGCCUUCUUGGACAAGUUUCGCGCCCAUGUCCGCAGUACGUAUUCGUUCGGCUCGGGUCUGUUUAGCAAGGACUGCAAUAUGGGGCCAGUGAUCUCAAAGACCCAGUACGAUCGCGUCAUGGGAUACAUAAACCACGGAAUCAAUGAAAAGCUCGCUUACGAACAGUUUGGAUCUGUACCGGAGAAGGGCUACUAUAUUCCUCCCACAAUAUUUCUGGACGUUCCUCAGAGCUCGAGACUCUGCCGUGAAGAGAUAUUCGGCCCUGUGGCCGUAGUUGCGAAAUUCAAGGACUACGAUGAAGCUAUUCGUUACGCUAAUGACACUAACUAUGGGCUGGCAUCCUGCGUUUUCACUGAAAACAUACGCGUUGCGCACCGCUUUGUCCGUGAUGUCCAAUCUGGCACUGUGUGGGUUAAUUCCUCUAAUGAUGAGGAGGUGGGAGUGCCUUUUGGCGGGUUCAAGAUGAGCGGUAUCGGAAGGGAGCUGGGGAAGGCAGGCCUGCAAACUUACCUCCAGACUAAAGCAGUACACCUGAACUUUGCUUAG
This is a messenger RNA of Eremothecium gossypii ATCC 10895, 1494 nucleotides long. RefSeq names its product AFL201Wp. Gene Ontology annotation, molecular function: aldehyde dehydrogenase (NAD+) activity. Lineage: Eukaryota; Fungi; Ascomycota; Saccharomycetes; Saccharomycetales; Saccharomycetaceae. The record is from RefSeq and is marked provisional. The coding region runs from base 1 to 1494 and encodes 497 amino acids. The transcript has a single exon.